Molecule: messenger RNA, 1887 nt
Organism: Salvelinus namaycush (lake trout)
Lineage: Eukaryota; Metazoa; Chordata; Actinopteri; Salmoniformes; Salmonidae
Product: homogentisate 1,2-dioxygenase-like
Exons: 14
Coding region: 175-1506 (443 amino acids)
Biological process (GO): L-phenylalanine catabolic process
Cellular component (GO): cytoplasm
Molecular function (GO): homogentisate 1,2-dioxygenase activity
Source: RefSeq, a predicted model, not a curated record
CAGCCCUCCUCUCCUCUUUUUUUCACUCUCUCCAUCUCGGGACGUGGGGGUUGUGUGGCGUAUUGGUUAGGUAUCGUAGACUGAGGCACUGGAGAGAAAUAGUUACGUUUUAACCAGCGUGUUGGACUUUAAACACGUAUUUUCUUCAGUUGGACAGUUUCAUAAGGAAGCACAAUGUCUGGGCUUAAGUACCUGAGUGGGUUUGGGAAUGAGUUCUCCUCUGAAGACCCUCGCUGCCCAGGGUCCUUACCUGAAGGACAGAACAACCCUCAGGUGUGUCCCUAUGGCCUCUAUGCUGAACAACUCUCUGGCUCCGCCUUCACCUGCCCACGGCCAACCAAUAAGAGGAGCUGGUUAUACCGUAUCCUGCCGUCCGUCCGCCACAAGCCCUACACCGCAAUGCACUGUGGGAACCUAACAGAGAAAUGGGACGAAGUGGAACCUGACCCUAACCAGCUCCGAUGGAUGCCGUUCACCAUCCCCAAAUCCUCAGAGAAGAAAGUGGACUUUGUGACGGGUCUGCACACCCUAUGUGGAGCAGGAGACACCAAGUCCCGCAAUGGGAUCGGCAUCCACAUGUUCACCUGCAACACCUCCAUGGUUGACAGGUGUUUCAACAAUUCAGAUGGAGAUUUCCUCAUUGUGCCCCAGCAUGGUGAGAUUCUGAUCACUACAGAGUUUGGGAAGAUGAUGGUGGAACCCAACGAGAUCUGUGUCAUCCAGCAAGGGAUGCGUUUCAGUGUGGAUGUGUUCGGGGAGACCAGAGGCUACGUGUUGGAGGUGUACGGAGCCCACUUUGAGCUUCCCGACCUGGGACCCAUAGGGGCCAACGGACUGGCCAAUCCCAGGGACUUCCUGACUCCGGUAGCGUGGUAUGAGGACCGUGAGGUGGCCACAGGCUACACCGUCAUCAACAAGUAUCAGGGCAAACUGUUCUCCAGCCAACAGAGUUUCUCUCCCUUCAAUGUGGUAGCGUGGCAUGGAAACUACACACCAUACAAAUACAACCUGGAGAACUUCAUGGUCAUCAACUGUGUGGCCUUCGAUCAUGCGGAUCCUUCCAUCUUCACAGUGUUGACAGCCAAGUCCACUCGUCCAGGAGUCGCCAUGGCUGACUUUGUCAUCUUCCCCCCGCGCUGGGGAGUGGCCGACCACACCUUCAGACCCCCGUACUACCACAGGAACUGUAUGAGUGAGUUCAUGGGGCUGAUCAAGGGCCACUAUGAGGCCAAGAAGGAGGGCUUCCAGCCAGGAGGGGGCACUCUCCACAGCAUGAUGACCCCUCAUGGCCCUGACAGAGACUGCUUCGAGAAGAGCAGCACCGCUCUCCUCAAACCAGAGAGGGUGGCCGAGGGGACCAUGGCCUUCAUGUUUGAGUCGUCGUUCAGCAUGGCGGUUACUAAGUGGGGUCUGGAGACGUGUCAGAAGCUGGACAAGAGCUACUACCAGUGCUGGGAGCCGCUACGCAAACACUUUGACCCCAACUGGAGACCAAGCAAACAGUAGAGUAGAGAAGCAGAACAGUCAUUGCUUCCCCUAGAUCACUUUCAAGGCAUGGUGCAAAGGCCCAUAAAGUCAACAUCCUGGACCUCUUUAGCUUCAUACCACUAUACCGUGGCUCAAUUCAUUCUAUCACUCACAGCCUAAUAGAGUGUUUGGGUAAUUGGUGUAUGCUUGUUUUUUAAGAUUAACCGGUUCAUUGAUUUAAAAAAAAAAGGUACUAGACAAAAGUGAAUGAAUAAAAAUACCCUGGAAGACUUGUUAGCAAGUUUUCACCACUCUGCUGCUCAUGCCAUUCACAGCCCUUGUAUGUUUGUAAUGACAGGCAGACACUUCAUUUGCUUUUCAACAAUAAAGAAUGUUUUAUUCAGUUAACAAUAAUAGAUA